GGAAGACUCAAAACUCAUUUCAGUAACUCGACGACAAGUGUCUUGAUACAGAGAAAGCAACUGUCUAUAAAUAUAACUAUUGAUCGGGAUAAAUUCCCUGCCAAAACAAAAUGGCAGAAGAAUUGAAGCUGUUCAGGACAUGGUCAAGUCCGUAUUCUUUGAGGGUGGUCCAUGCACUGAAGAUCAAAGGAUUAAAAUAUGAAACAAUCUUAGAGGAUCUCAAAAACAAGAGUGCCUCUCUUCUGGAGUACAAUCCUACAUACAAGAAGGUACCUGUUCUUGUGCACAACGGAAAACCAAUCUGUGAGUCCCUUCUGAUUCUUGAAUACAUUGAUGAGACAUGGAAGCAGCAUCCACUCUUCCCCCAAGAUCCAUAUCAGAAAGCCAUGGCACGAUUUUGGGCAAAAUUUGGAGACGACAAGGUUCUGCCAUCAAUAUGGAGUGUCUUCAUCUCUCAAGGAAAAGAGCAAGAGGAAGCUAUUGCUCCAGCAGCCGGAAACCUGAAAUUCUUAGAAGAUCUGCUAAAAGGGAAGAAAUUCUUUGGAGGGGAGACGAUUGGUUAUUUGGAUCUUGCAUUUGGUUGGAUGGCUAAUUUAAUCAGCAUCCUGGAAGAGAUAAUUGACCUGAAAUUAAUAGAUCCAGAGAAUUUUCCAUUGUUAUCAGCAUGGAUGAAUAGCUUCUCAGAUGAUCCAGUAAUCAAAGAAUUCUGGCCACCUCGAGACAAAAUGGUUGAGAAAUUUAAGGCCAUGCGUGAACCAUAUCUCCAGAGAACUGCAUGAAACAGAAGUCAUGCGGUUCAGUUCGUCCAGUUAAUAAUGGUUUCAAUUCAAAAUGAGCUCAACUGCAAUUUUAAACCUCAAAGGACAAUCUUGAUAAGUAGCACUUAUAGAUGAAGUAGCUCAUGAGAUGAUCAAGCUAUUUCAUUUCAUCUCAGAUUUGGUUGUUUGAACAUCUAUUCACUAGUUCUGGUGUUAAUGUCAGUGGUAAAGUUGGAAAAAUAAGUUUCACGGUGAAACUUGUUUAUCUAAGUGAAUUUGUGAGAGUUA
Molecule: messenger RNA, 1046 nt
Organism: Sesamum indicum (sesame)
Lineage: Eukaryota; Viridiplantae; Streptophyta; Magnoliopsida; Lamiales; Pedaliaceae
Product: glutathione transferase GST 23
Biological process (GO): glutathione metabolic process
Cellular component (GO): cytoplasm
Molecular function (GO): glutathione transferase activity
Source: RefSeq, a predicted model, not a curated record